Messenger RNA from Pieris brassicae (large cabbage white), 2791 nucleotides. Its product is annotated as tyrosine-protein kinase transmembrane receptor Ror-like. Gene Ontology annotation, biological process: protein phosphorylation; positive regulation of kinase activity; cell surface receptor protein tyrosine kinase signaling pathway. The transcript has 8 exons. The coding region runs from base 164 to 1900 and encodes 578 amino acids. Lineage: Eukaryota; Metazoa; Arthropoda; Insecta; Lepidoptera; Pieridae. The record is from RefSeq and is a predicted model, not a curated record. Gene Ontology annotation, cellular component: signaling receptor complex; axon. Gene Ontology annotation, molecular function: ATP binding; neurotrophin receptor activity; transmembrane receptor protein tyrosine kinase activity.
ACCGUAUCUAGACGUAAACGUACACGCGACGUACGGACUUUCAGCGCGUAAAUUAAUAUGCUUUCAAGUUACAUACGGAUUUGUGUGUGCAAGUGUUGUGUGUGUGAUUUCUUUUUCACAUAGAAACGUUUGUGUGUGUGAUGUGUGAACAAUAAACGGAAAAAUGAAUAUCAAAAGGAAAAGUUAUGUUUCGGAAAAGCCCAGUAAAAAAAGAAGGAACCUGCGGAAGACAGAAAAAUUGGCAAGGGUAGCGAGAGAAGAAGCACGACCUAUCUCCAGUUCCGAAAUUAAAUAUUUUCCUGGUGGAUGUGAGUCUUCGUCAUGCGGUGGUCCAGAGGCUGGUUGCCUACAGGUGUCCAACAAUACGUCCCAUUAUUGUGUAUGCACGACGGAUGGGCAACCUAUGAGAGAUGGUGUCAGCUGUCCUCGAAGCACAGUGCCAUUGACACAGAGCAAAGCAAUUCACAAUAUCAUCCCACCAGGACCGUCGAAUGCGACGGAGACAAGAUACCCGCCGAUAUCUCCAACAGCACAAGGUGCGAAGUCGUUAGUAAGCAGUGAAGUUCUUACUGAAGCAACGGGCACUGACCCAUCAUUCAUCGGAGCCAACGUUCAUGAAAACCCAACUGCACCGAUUAUCAUGACGGUGGUCGCAGGCUGUGUGUCCUUAUUGGUCAUAGUAGCAAUAAUUAGCGUAAUUAUCUACCUCAGAAAGCGAAUUUGUGAUGUCGACGGAAAAGUCAAACCGCGUAUACGACCUGGCGAGCCUCUGCUUGCUGAACGGUAUAUAACGAACCCGCAGUACGGCGUCUGCGGUGCUGGGGCGGCGGCGUUGGUGGUUCCUGGUUCGCCUGCCCCUCAUCACGGUGGAGAUGCCACAGAACCUGAGGUUAAACUCCUCGAUCGCAGUGCUCUGACCUUCCUGGAAGAAGUCGGGGAAGGAUGUUUUGGAAAAGUUCAUAAAGGUGUUCUUCGUGUCGACCAUGGUGAACAAGUUGUUGCAAUCAAAGUACUGAAAGAGAGCGCUGGCCGGAGUGCCGAGGAAGACUUCGUCAGAGAGGUGUCAAUUAUGUCCGCAUUCCGACAUCCGAACAUUUUAAGUCUGGUUGGAGUAGUUUACAGAGAUGACAUCAAUGCUAGUCCGUGGAUGGUCUUCGAAUACAUGGAAUGGGGAGAUUUAGCUGGCGUACUAAGAGGAUCUCGAGGUGGUGGAAGAGCUGGUCCUACCUUAUUAGAACCGGCGCUACUACACAUCGCUCUUCAAGUAGCAAGAGGCAUGCAGUAUCUUGCUUCCAAGCGAUUCGUCCACCGAGACCUUGCCGCUAGGAAUUGUUUAGUUGGAGCGAACUUAUCGGUUAAAAUAGCAGACUUUGGUAUGUCCCGUGAUGUGUACACCUGUGACUAUUACAAAAUGGGCGGAGAACGACCCAUGCCAGUGCGAUGGAUGUCCCCUGAGAGUAUAGUUUACGCUCGAUUUACCCACGAGUCUGAUGUGUGGUCAUACGGAGUUGUCCUAUGGGAAAUCUAUAGCCGCGGUAAACAACCUUAUUACGGCUGCAAUAAUGACGAUGCAACGAAACGAAUCACAAACGGUAUCUUACUGGUCCCACCUGAGGACUGCCCGCAAUUCGCCUGUAGAUUAAUGAGAGAAUGUUGGGCAACGGAUCCUAGAAAUAGGAUUGGUUUUGACGAAAUUUGUAGGAAACUCGAAGUAGCGGCUGCGGCCAAUGGAAGUACUCAAAUAAGACUGCCCCGACCACCACCGCCACCGCAAGAUUCUACAGGGUAUUUAAUUCCAACAAAUCCACCGUGUAAUGCAGACUAUAUGAAGCCACUACCGGACCUGGAUCCCGAUUCAGAGUUCAGUGAAGACGAAGAUAUUGAUGAUGACUACACUUGACGUCAAGCCCCGGCCCCAGUGUCUCAGUACGUGCCGCGAGCUUCGCCCUUGGCUGCAAAAUCCAAAGCGUUUACAUUCCCGUCUCAAAUGAGUGUGGAACUAUUCGAAUGUUAAACUUUGUAUCAAUAUGUUGGUAACUAUAAGACGACGACGUAAAAUACUCAAUUAUGUUAGUUACAUACAUGUUAUAUUAUUGUUGUACAAAUAGCUUUACAUUCAUGUACAAUAUUUUGGUACAUAUUUACUUAAAUCAUAAAAAAGAUGUAAAUGUGCCAUACAUUGACCAAAAAUUUAUACUAUACUAAUUACUAUUAAAGAAUUUUGUCUGUUUACGUUUUCUAACGUAUAGUUAAAUACCAGACUAUGAUGAAUUUAAAAAAAAUAUAUGUUCUAUUUCGUACGAAGUCAUUAAUAAAAUUAAGAUAAAACUUUUUAAGUGUUAUAGUAAAUAAAAUUAAUUAAGGGACCUGCAUAAUAAAAACGAAAUGAAAAAUUCAAUUAAUUUGUUAUGACUAGGGUUUUAUAAUAUUCAGCAUAUCUUUCUGUUUGAUACAAUAAAAUAAAUAAACAAAGCUUAUUUUAGUGAAUAUGUCUCGUAAAUCUUUUAUAGUCUAACAGCGUAUGUCAAUUGUCAUUAUGGUGUUCAUGAGCGAGGAUUUUGAAGAAAUUAAUUUUAAAACCAUAGUUAUCGAAUUACUUAAAAUAAUGUAGGUACGAUUCACUUAAAUCGAUCCCAUAAAUUCGAAAUCAUCAAACUAAAUAAUUAUUAUUUAUAAAAUUGUUGUAAAUUGUACAUAUUAUAUACGUAAUAAAUAAUAAAAUUUUAGAAAAAGAUAUUAAAUGAUUACAAUGUAUACCUACCAUAUUUUGCCUGUUAAUUAUUUUUGGAUG